This is a messenger RNA of Pomacea canaliculata, 4677 nucleotides long. RefSeq names its product 2-hydroxyacylsphingosine 1-beta-galactosyltransferase-like. Gene Ontology annotation, molecular function: UDP-glycosyltransferase activity. The transcript is spliced from 3 exons. The coding region runs from base 1693 to 3219 and encodes 508 amino acids. NCBI's taxonomy places the organism in Eukaryota, Metazoa, Mollusca, Gastropoda, Architaenioglossa, Ampullariidae. The record is from RefSeq and is a predicted model, not a curated record.
UCCUAAUUAGACAAGUAGGUCGACAGAGCGAGCCAGCCCUAAGGUUGCUUUGUGUACAUGCGUUUGACUCUUGGUUAGUGUGUGUUUUAUGUUGUGUUGUACUGUGUGCGAGGCUGGGGAGGUUAUGGUGUCCUGGUUGUUUCAGAAAUAAGAGAGUCUGGGUGAGAGAUUCGAGAGGGAUUCUCAGCACUUGUGUUGCCUGUGGCUGAGAAGUUGUGGAAAUCAUAUUCAGUAUCAAUAUUUAAACAUAUUAUCUUAUGUAGCAUUUUUGUUGUAUGGCAGGAUUGACACUCGACACCACAACAUAUUUGUAACAUUUCAGGACUGGGUUUUAUAGGCGAUUGAAGGCAAACGAUCAUCUAAACAAUUUCCUACGACAUGACUGACAACUUCAAUUUUGAACCUUCAAGCUUAAUUUUUCAUUUGAUUUGAUUUUCCGUAUUUCAACCAAACUGUCACACAUGUUGACAUGAAUAUGAUUGUAAAGAAAAUUUCAUUACAACGAGAGUGGAUUGGUGUGUGUAGAAAGUCCUGUCAGGAAUCCCGCAGUUAGUAGAGUUGAUGACAUGUCAGAAGGCCUGGCAGGUUUUACUAGAGUACAUUUGUCUACACUCACGAAAAAGUCAAGGUGACCCAAGAUCGAGCGUGGGUAAUAUAAUCCUCAUCAGGCGAUGUUAAUAUGUUGACUGUCGCUCUUCGGCAACCUUUGUAAAGCAGCUUGAACUAGAAGAGACAAAGAAAGAAAGUAGUAAAAUAUUGUGAGGACAGCAAUAUUCAAAAACACGUUUAGGUAAGACUAGUACAGUCAGGCUUGGUAAUAUUUUUUAAAGUAUGUCAGUGACCGCGGCUGACAGAACAGUGCAAAGUACCCCACAGCAGAUUUUUUUCUUCUUUCAUAAAUUUUAUGAUGUCUUGCCUUGAGUAUAGAAAAAUGUGAGAAGAUAACUGUAACGUAGUAGAGGGGGAAUGGCGGGAAGGUCGACAGCCGUUGUUGAUUUGGUCUAGGGUAGUCUGCUGGAUGUUAUUUGGGAAGUCCUUGAGCAAAUGACAUAAGAUGUGACGUCAAGAUAACGUGACGGCAAAAAAGGUGACGACAAAAAUAGAGGAGAAUAACGUAGGAAGAACGGUAAGCGCCAGUGGACGGCUGAACACAAAUUGGUGGAUUGGUGGUUUUUUUCUGCACCAACUCGCUGCUACUGCGACCCAUGAGGAAGUAUUACCGUGGGAGUAAUACGGAGUAUGUACUACAGUGGAUGUACAUCACUGGUCGUGUUUUCUGUAGUCUGCGUCAUCGCCGUGAGAGCUCUGAGGUUUGAGCGACACGCAGGGCAAGUUCUUGGGGGCCAAGAAACUGCACACCGACGUUGGCGAGCAGGAGCAGUGGACAUGGAGGGAGCAGGGAGUAGGCUACCCUGCCUUUCCUUACGCUGAAGCACCGACUACCUCUAGGGAGGGCACCAGGAAAGCCGAGACUAACCCAAGAGGAAGGGAGGCUUCCUCUUAGUUUGGUCUCAGCCACAUCUUGCUCUACCCACCCACCUGACAGCAACUUAUCGUGAGCUCAGAGAUAGCAGACGCCCAAAGGGAUUUAAAAAAAAUUUGCUCUUCAGCUUUGCGCUCGAUGGUGUCAUCAACAAAUCGUCGAAGUGACCGGCUUCUGUUUAAAGAGAGGACUAAAAGCGCAUCCAAAACAUGAAGAUGAGACGAUUUCUGCUUUGGAAAGCUCUGUGCUGCCUCGUGUUGCUGCCCCUGUGUGUGGGGGGUAAGAGAGUUGUCUUCAUGCCCUCGCCCUUCACCAGCCACACCAACUACCACACGAACGUAGCGCGGACCCUCGCUCGGCAAGGUCACGAGGUGUGGUUGACCAUGCCCGACUACAUCGUCAACAGGCGGGUGUUGGACACGACUAACUUGACUGUCAUCGAGUACCAGACAUUGAUAAACUUUGAGGAGAUUAUGACGGCCGCUUUCCCCGGCAACUAUUUUAAAGGAUUGUCUGAUGAUUUUAGUGUGCUUAUGUCUAUUGGCUUACAAUUUUGUGAUACUCUUCUUACCAACGCUUCUUUCUUCCAGAAGGUUAAAGAACUGCGUCCAGAUCUUUUCGUUUUCGACAAUGUACGGUUCAUGAACAUGAUGACGAUAAUAUCAUAUAGACUUGGGGUGCCUUUUGCUUUUCUUGGAGCAUUUUACGACCCCAGCUACCAGCGAAUCCCUUUACAACCUUGCAACAUACCAGGGCCAAUUUUUUGUUACAGCCAUCACAUGAGUUUUCUUCAGCGAGUUUUAACCACUGUAAUUCAUGUUUUUUCUUCUGUGGUGGACGGAUUUUCCUACAAAGACGCAGUCAGUCGCUAUGCACCAGAAAUGCCUUUCCUUACUAUAGACAUGCUUGUAGCAAGAGCUGAGAUCUGGUUGGUUACCACGGAACACAUCCUAGACUACCCGAGACCAUCGAUGCCCAAUGUCAAACUAAUUGGAGGAACAGUUACAGGUCCUGGUAAACCAUUGCCACCGCAGUUCAAAUCUUUUAUGGAUGAUGCAAAAGAAGGAGUUGUCAUCGUAUCGUUUGGUAGCUAUGUCCUCAGUCCACCAGAACCAAUUACACAAAAAAUCAUCAGUGUUCUACAGGAUUUACCUUUUAAAUCCGUUUUCCGCUCCAACAUUUCGUCACCGAACUCAAAGAAGAUCCUGACGUCGUCAUGGAUACCUCAAAAUGACCUGCUGGCUCACCCCAACACUCGAGUGUUUGUCAGCCAAUGCGGUAAUGAGGAUCAGUACGAGGCUCUGUUCCACGCCGUGCCAGUGGUGGCUACGCCGAUCUUUAUUGACCAGUUCUACAACGCCGAGCGCAUGCGCGUAAAGGGCAUGGCAGAGACUGUCGACCUCAACACCGUCAGUACAGACCAACUGCAAUCCACCAUUCUCAAAGUGGCCACCAACACGAGCUACAAGCAGGCCAUCACCAAAGCCUCGGAACUGUUUAAAAUCGAAUUCGGUGAUCCUGUGGAGAAAGCGGCCUACUGGCUUGAUCACGUGAUGAAAUAUGGCGGCAGUCACCUUCGUUCGUCAGGACAUGAAGUUCCUUUCUUACAAUUUUCUUGCUUGGAUGUUUAUGCUUUUCUUUUAUCUUGUGUACUACUGAUACUGCUGAUUGUAGUGUAUCUGGUUUAUAAAGCAUUCAAAUGUUUCUUCUCGAAAUCAAAGCCAAAAUUAGAAUAAAAAAGGAAUGAAUACUACUAAAAUGAUGUUAAAGAUUUCUUAAACUUACAGAAGUUAGUAAAUAAACAAUAAAUCUAGCCAUUGACCAACAUGGGCAAAAUAGUUUGCUCCAGUUUUGAAAUUAACUAAGCACAUUACUAAAUAAUUUUUCCCUGAUAAUCCUUCAGAAAAUAAGGUUUCUUGCAUUAUUGUAACUGAAAUGUUCUAUUCCUCUUUAUAUUUUAAUGUUUUCUUGUUAGUUUUAUUCACCUUCAAACAGCUAUAAAAACAUUUUACGUAGCAAACUUUUUUGCAAAAUUAGGAAAAAACAUUGAGAUUGGUGUUUGUUUUAGUUUUCUUUUUUUUUCUUUUUUUUUCCUUUUUCAAACCGAUACAAAAUACAUCUUAUUAAAAAAAGUAAAGUAUGCUAUGAUUAUUAAAUGCGUACUUGUUAUAACAAAGUAACGUAUGUUGUAAAAUAAAUAAUGUGAGCUACUGACAUUGCUGAUAGCAGUAUGUUUGAUAUACCUUGUAUGUCAUUGGUUUUUUGCUCCAACUUAAAGGCAAAAAAGAGGAAAAUUUAGUUAAAAAGACUUUUGACCUACUUGACUAUUUGUUACGUAUAUUUGUUAAAAAUGUCACCAUAUAAAUGUAUUUAAAGUGCUCUUUAAAACGGAUUAUCACAGGUAGUAGUUUUUAUUGUAGGUUAAUAAAAAUAAAUUUUAAAAUAUCACGGUGGAAAUUUCAUUCGCUGGAACUCGCCGCUAAGUAAACAAACAUGUCGCGGGUUACCGCAGCCGCGUAGCCUAUGUGUUUAGCAAAGGUUUUCCAAAAUAAAUUAUUGGUCUAUUUACAGAAUCGAGUACGUAUUUCUUUAUUGAUUUCCGUGUCUAAAUUGGUGGUAGUUGCUUUUUCCGUCUUUCUAUGACGAUAGGCAAAAGAAAAAAAAAACCCCGGAAACUACUAAUAUGGAAACAAGUUUAUCUGUGCAAAAUUCUUCGCAUUUCUGCUUUUUAACCUUCUUGCUAUUUUGCCAUUGAUUUGCAAUGUAUUCCUCCAUAUUUACAAUUGAGUUUUGACUUAACGCUAGCAAAAUAAUUUAAAUCCCAGCAAUCCUUGUAGAUGCAAGGGUUGUUUUAUCAUCGGGACUAAAAUGUUUUUUCUGUUGCUCUUUAUAACAAGUUUUAUUUGUUGGUCCAUUUUUUUUCUUUCUUUGAUACUUGUAUUUAGUUUUAUUAUCUUUAAAGGGAUACAGCAAUAUGGCGAGUUACCCUACUAUUAUAAACGUUUAAAGAAAAUGCCCAGAUGCGUUUUUAAUUUUUAAUUAAAUUUAAUUCCGAUCUUUUACAAAAGAAAACAAAUUUAAGCAAUGUUAUUACCUAACAGCAGCUUGUUAUCAUUCUAGUUAGUGAAUUGGCAACCAUACAAAUUGUCCUGAUCAUGGGCGUGCAUGACUGGCUUCUGUAUUUACUUUGUGUA